Molecule: messenger RNA, 1620 nt
Organism: Cladophialophora yegresii CBS 114405
Lineage: Eukaryota; Fungi; Ascomycota; Eurotiomycetes; Chaetothyriales; Herpotrichiellaceae
Exons: 8
Coding region: 1-1620 (539 amino acids)
Biological process (GO): transmembrane transport
Molecular function (GO): transmembrane transporter activity
Source: RefSeq, a predicted model, not a curated record
AUGUCUGCAGAAUACCCUAGGAAAGAAGUGGCCGAGGCUCAUGGCGACACGAAAACUCAUGUGGAUGAGAGAAACGCGCACAAUAACCGUCACAGUUUCGGCGAGCGCGUGCGGAACAGCAUAUCAGUCCAGUCAAUCGACGAGACCACAGUGGAAGGCCAGAUCUUUUCCAUGAACGAUGUCGAUCCGGCUUUGGACAAGAAAAUGCGUCUUGUCAACAACGCUAUCGACGAGAUUGGAUGGACUGGCAUGCACAUGAAGCUCUUCUUUCUCAACGGCUUCGGCUAUGCGGCCGAUUCCUUGAUUCUGUUGUUGCAGUCGGUGACCGCCGGUCAAGCUGCAAUCGAAUUUAACCCGUCACUUCGAAAUGGUCUGACCGUCGCCGCCUACAGUGGAAUGUUGAUUGGGGCCUUAUUUUGGGGACUGAGUGCUGAUGUGAUCGGUCGCCGCUUUGCGUUUAACGUUUCCCUGUUCAGCUGCUCCGUCUUCGCCAUCUGCGCUGGUGCGUCGCCCAAUUGGUAUGCCUUGGGCGCAUUCACGGCUCUGGCGGCAUUUGGCUCUGGCGGGAACUUGAUCUUGGAUACCACGAUUUUCUUGGAGUACCUCCCCGGCAACAAGCAGUGGUUGCUCACAUUGAUGGCGUGCUUUUGGGGAUUUGCGCCUGUGGUGGCAGCUGCUUUUGCCUGGCCAUUCCUCUCCAUUAGCAGGUAUAAUUGUACCUCUCACGAUACUUGUACCUACGAUAACAACAUGGGAUGGCGUUAUGUUUGGUAUUCGAAUGGGGCCCUGGUUUUCGUUCUCAGCGUUCUGCGUGUGACGGUCAUCAGGCUUAAAGAGACCCCAAAGUACUUACUAGCGAAAGGACAAGACCAGGAAGUGGUCAACACUUUCCAAGAAAUCGCCGCCAAGUACAACAGGACAUGCUCACUGACUUUUGAGCAACUUGACGAGUGUGGUCCGAUCCAGUCGACCUAUGGCAAGUCGCGAUACGGGGUUUCAGAAUUGGUUGCACACCUGCGAGGCCUUUUCCAGACCAAAAAGCUCGGGCUUUCAACGAGCCUAAUCUGGCUCUCAUGGACAUUGAUCGGUUUGGCCUACCCUCUAUUCUAUGUCUUCUUGCCCCAGUUUCUCGAAACUCGUGGUGCUCAGACCGGGCAAGGCGGCGCGUACUAUACCUGGCGAAAUUACAUGAUCACCAACGUUGUCGGCAUCUUCGGACCGGUCCUUGCAGGCUUCAUGUGCAACUGGAGACUCCUAGGACGGAGAUACACCAUGGUGAUCGGAGCACUGGUCACCAUGGCCUUCUUCUUCGCCUACACCGCAGUCCGCACCCCUGCUCAGAACAUUGCCUUCACCUGCAUGAUAUACUUUUGGGUCAAUGUUUACUACGGGACGCUGUAUGCCUACACACCUGAGAGCUUACCAUCCGCUCACAGAGCUACCGGAAACGGUAUUGCCGUCGGUUGCAACCGUGUCAUGGGGCUUGUGAGUGCCUUUGUGGCCGAAUAUUCCGACACAGCGACCAGUGCCCCCAUCUAUAUCUGCGCGGCUCUUUAUAUCGCCAUGGCCAUCAUCGCAAUCAUCAUGCCUUUCGAGCCGUACGGAAAGAGGUCCAUGUAG